CCCACCUCUGGAAUUUGGACUUGAUUUUUUUCCACAUUUUUAACAAAUAACGACUAAGUCAUGAUUAUUUACCUAUUGCGGUAUUGACUUAUUCACAAUGUUUCUGUUGCCUUAUUUUUUUUUACGGCAUCGCUCAUUCUACCUGUGACAACUCCUACUUUUUCUAUAUUUUCGUCAAUUAGCUAUUAGGCUAACAUCUCUUUUUCGCUCCCUCAGACAGAUCCGGGACACGGUAAACUGGAUCUUCUGUGAGCAGAUGUCGGUAGUGUACAUCAGCGUGUUCAGGGACACCUUCUGGCCCAACGGGAGGUUAGCCCCGCACGUCAAGGUCCGAACUGACACAGAGCGCAGUGAAACCAAGGAGCGUGCUCAACAGAAACUACUUGACAAUAUCCCAGAUGCACUAACAAAUUUAGUUGGCCAGCAGAAUGCCCGCUAUGGAAUCAUCAAGAUCUUCAACGCCCUGCAGGAGGCUAAUGCUAACAAACAUCUUCUAUAUGUGUUGAUGGAAAUGUUACUGAAGGAAGUAUGCCCUGAACUCAGCGCCGAGGUGGACAACAUGUGAACAGAAACACUCACUAACCACAAACUGAGGAUCUUUUAGGCCUUUCUGUAGCUGACCAAUCACUAACUGCCGCGGCAGGCACGACAUAGAGACGCCCGACCUCCGACAGGAAGCAGCAGCAGCGUCGCUCAGAACUGACACACUGUUGGUGACUUUGCUGUGAAAUGAAGAAAAGGACUGGAAGAGGUUUGACUUUGUUGUGGUGCAGAUCUCAACUCGUCCUUUAGGCAGCCAGAUCACAUGUGUACCUGAAAGUCCACAUUCUCACAAGAUCAAAUUGUAAAUAUAUUUUUUUUCAAUAGCACUGAAACAUCAGGUCUGUACCACAACAAAAAAUGUUUUCCUGUGUUAAUCAUGGCGGUCUAUAGAUUACGAGACAGAG
Messenger RNA from Notothenia coriiceps (black rockcod), 947 nucleotides. RefSeq names its product sorting nexin-25-like. The record is from RefSeq and is a predicted model, not a curated record. NCBI's taxonomy places the organism in Eukaryota, Metazoa, Chordata, Actinopteri, Perciformes, Nototheniidae. The coding region runs from base 257 to 565 and encodes 102 amino acids. Gene Ontology annotation, molecular function: phosphatidylinositol binding. Gene Ontology annotation, cellular component: endosome. The transcript has 3 exons.